AUGUACUGCAGAAGGAUACCAAAUUCAAAUUUUCUGGAGGAAUUAAAACUGAUUGAUUCAGAUAGAAGAAAAGUUUGCUAUGAUGUCAAUGUCCAUAUUUUGCAAAGUAGACAGCUAAUUGUGCUCUUUUUGCGUCAAGCGCACUUCGCAGUUGCUGUUAGUUGCGAUUGGAAAUUUAGUGGCAAACUAUUCUACUGUAAUCCAGAUGAUGUCAGCAAACUUUUAUUCAUUUACGAACAUCAAAAAACAUGCACCAAUUUGAUACUAUUCGACAAAGGCAUCAGCUUUUUCUGUGCCUUAUCGGAUAACAUGCUUGAAAAAAUCACAUACUUCAACAGUGAGUCUCAUAUAAAGUUUAUCAGGACAAGAAGUACAUCGUUAUUCUUGAAAGAGAAUAGUAAUAUUGUUCUUGUUACCAAUGAUACAUCCAGUCGUGCCGGCUUUUAUGAGAUGAAUAUUUUCGACAAUGUUUAUGUAGAGCAACUUGCCAAUGACGAUAUCUACAAUAGCAAAGCUCAACUCACUAUUGGAUUGCUUGAAUCCAAGAAAUACGCAGUGACUUUUACGGAAAUCCAUAAAAAAAAUUCCGAAAAUAUCUCUUUACAGCGAGACUUGGCUAAUUAUAUUACUAUGUAUCAAACAAAGAUAGUCAAUCAAACGAAAUGGUACUGUAUCGCGCGAUUUGAUGAAAGUGGUUAUAUGGAUGCUAAGAGACAUAAAAACCCAAAUUUCAAAAAAUUUGUGCUAACGUUGUAUGAAAAUAUUGUUGAAUCAAAGAAAGGAAUGAAUAUUUUUAAGGAGUCUGUGGUCAGGUAUGAAACAAUUGAUGAAGUGCACUUUAAUUAUGCUAUCAGAGCAGUGAUACUUAUGAUACCGAUUUUAAGUGUACUUUUAGCUGCUAUCAUUUUAAUCGGUUCGUACAGAUGA
This is a messenger RNA of Brugia malayi, 927 nucleotides long. RefSeq lists its product as uncharacterized. The record is from RefSeq and is a predicted model, not a curated record. The transcript is spliced from 7 exons. Bases 1 to 927 code for a protein of 308 amino acids. Lineage: Eukaryota; Metazoa; Nematoda; Chromadorea; Rhabditida; Onchocercidae.